This is a messenger RNA of Cladocopium goreaui, 3483 nucleotides long. Lineage: Eukaryota; Dinophyceae; Suessiales; Symbiodiniaceae. The record is from the annotation of a GenBank genome assembly.
AUGCGUUACGUUGGCCUCGCGCUGGCGCUGCUCCGCCUGGCCUUGGCUGAGCGGUUCCUGGCCACGGUCUCCUGGGGAGAUCGGCGCCUGGCGGAGGGUGAGUUGCAGGUGACCAUCCGCCUGUCCACGGAGACGUGGCGCUUGCGGCUGCGAAAGAACUGCGGCCUGGUGGCCAGUGGUGCCCAUGUGCUGCACGGCCUGGAAGGCACCACGCUGGGGCCAGGACCGGCCGAGCAUUGCUUCUACCUGGGCGAGUUGGAAGGAGCCACUGGAGCCACCGGAGCCACUGGAGCUUUGGCUCACCUCACUGCGAGCAUCUCUACCUGCAACGGGCAGCUCUCGGGGAUGUUGAUCCAGGGCAACCGAACCUUUCUGCUGGAAGCGGAGGGCCAGGACUACUGGCUCCGCGACUUGGACCAGAGCCCCCUGCAGCUGCAGCAUGAAGUGCUGCGCUUCGCGACGGGCAGAGUGGUCCAAGGCGCGGAGACGCCAACGCGCCGCCUGGCAGCGGCGACGAAGUACAUCGAAGUGUUAGUGGUCAAUGACUUCGAACGCUACACCGCUUUUGGUGGCCAAGCCGGAUUGGCUCAGUUGGCCACUCACACGGUGUCGGUGCUCAACACGGUGACGGGCAUCUAUCGCGCAGCACCAACCAAUGGAGCGGUCUUCCCCUACACGGUGCAGGUGGUUCUGGUGGCACAGCAUACCUUCGUCACCAGCGAUCCCUGGACUGCCACCAUGGUCGGCUCUGAGGUGGCGGAAGAUUCCCUGCUGGAGGCCUUUCUCACAUGGAGUGCGGCCGAAAUGGCAGCAGGGAAGCUUCCUGAGAACGACAAUCGAUUGUUGCUCAGUGGAAGAGAUUUCGUGGCUUCCACUGUGGGCUAUGCCCCGCUGUCCUCCAUGUGUGAUGUUUCACGCUCAGGUUCCAUCAACAUGUGUGGCGCCAGCAACCAAGCGAUCGCCGAUUGCGCGGCGACAGUGGCGCAUGAGAUGGGACACAACUUUGGUAUGGCCCACGACUCUGGGAGCUGUCCGCAGUCCGGCUACGUCAUGGCGGCCGUGAGCCAGGGCCAGGCGGCGGAGCAGUUCACCAGCUGCAGCGUGGCAGAUCUCAGCAGAUUCUUCCAGGAGGUCUAUGCCAAGAACGGUGAAUGCCUGGGAAACAAACCCUCUCGGGUUUUUGGAGAUCCUGUGUGCGGCAACGGGUUUCGAGAAGACGGGGAAGAUUGCGACUGCGGUUCCAGCGACUGUUCUGUCAUCGACCCUUGUUGUGAUGGCGCAUCCUGCAAGUUCGCAGAUGCCAGCUACCACUGCAGCGAUGCGAUGAGUCCCUGCUGCUCCAGCUGUCGCAACGUCACGCAGGAGGCGCAGCGCGGGUGUCGCGCCGCGAAGAGCUCCUGCGACCGGGCGGAGCUGUGCCCCGGGGGCACCGCGGAGUGUCCCAGGGAUGAGUACUUCUAUCCUGGUGACACGUGCACCCUGACGCACAACGGCAAGAGCUAUUCUGGGCUUUGUGCCAUGGGGAGUUGUCAUUCCAUGGAAUACACCUGUGCCGUCGAUGUGACCCGAGACUUCUCAGGAACCUGGGACCUGUCAGAUCCCUGUGCGGGCUUCAAUGACGACUGCCAGACGGUGGUCUGUCACGAUGCCAGCUUUUCUUCUGCCACUGAAUGCGCGCAACGCUUCAGUGUGCAUGGCAUCCACAUGCCGGUUCCAGACGGAACACCCUGCUGGCAUCCCAGUGAGCCCAGUGGGCAAAGGACCGGCAUGUGCUUCCAGGGGCGCUGCCAGCGACCCGAAAGCUUGGCUGUGGUGGCACUCUGCGGCAAUGGUGGCAUCGACUAUGGUGAGGAGUGUGAUUGCGGCAAAUCUGCCGACCCCUGUUGCGACUGCAGCACUUGCAGCCUGUUGAACAGCAGCCGUUGCUCGGCCCUGGACGCCUGCUGCGACGCCAGCACCUGCAGCCUGAAGGCCGCGGGCGUGGCGUGCCGCGCGGCGACCUCCAGCUGCGACCGGCCGGAGCGGUGUAGCGGCAAUUCACCACUCUGCCCGGUGGAUGAAGGGGAACCCUGGGGCACGCCCUGCAUGGCGACAGAUGGCACGGCCUCCACGUGUUAUGGGAAGGUUUGCUUGCCAAGUUUAGAUGAGCAAUGCAAGGACAAGACCGGUGGUCAGAAACCGGUGGCCCAACGGAAUCUCACCACCGGAGUGGCGAGGGAGUUCAGCGAGCAUGGCUGUACUGGACCAUGGUGCUGCAGCGCCUGCAAUCAGCUGGAUGGAGAAUACUCUGUCAAUGGGCUCCGCGUUCUGAACCCCGUGAUGUGCACGCAAUGUUCUUGGAGUGAAGUCUCCUCCACCUUCACCGUCAACGGUGUGAGCAAAAAGAUUUAUCUUGGUGCAGCUGUGGAUGGAACGAAGCUGGCCGAUCCAUCCAAGAUCUGCCUGCGGGUCGAAGUCAUCAGCCCCUCCAGCAGCUGUGGAGCCGACGAGUUUCUGGAGCUGUCGGUGGGGCGCUGCCUGCCCUGCGACAUGUCCUGCAGCUGUUGCUACGGCGCCACGGCCCCGGACUGCGCCUGCUGCCGCUUUGGCGUUCGCGAUGGGCGCGGGAUGUGCCCUAUGUCCUUGGAUAGCCUGCACCUUCAGAAGCACAACCGAGGUGAUCACGGGUGGGCCAAAGAUUGCGUCGAAUUGGGAGUUCACGUGGACAACGUUGGCAAUGCCUGGGUGGCUGGCCGCACGUCUAGCUCCCUGGAUGGGCACACCAACGCGGGCGGAGCUGACAUCUUCCUGAUGAAAUUCGAUGUCCGGGGCGUGCACCAGUGGACGCGCCAGCGGGAGGACACUUGGGAUGCCAAUGCCCUGGAGGCAGAUUGGGUGGACGACGUUGGCAAUGCCUGGGUGGCAGGCUCCGCGUUUGGCUCCCUGGAUGGCAACACCAACGCGGGCAGGCGGGACAUUUUCCUCAUGAAAUUCGAUGCCCAGGGCGUGCACCAGUGGACGCGCCAGCGCGGUGGGGAAGGCUUUGACUAUGCUCAGGCUCUGCAGGUGGACAAUGUUGGCCAUGCCUGGGUGGCUGGCGAAACAUCAAGCUCCCUGAAUGGCAACACCAACGCGGGCUGGUCUGACAUGUUCCUCAUGAAAUUCGAUGCCCAGGGCGUGCACCAGUGGACGCGCCAGCGUGGUGGUAAGGGCUCAGAAAGAGCUUACGCCCUUCAGGCGGACGGGGUGCGACUUCGUUUUCGAAUCUUUUCCAUGCAGGUGGACAAUGUUGGCCAUGCCUGGGUGGCUGGCGAAACAUCAAGCUCCCUGAAUGGCAACACCAACGCGGGCUGGUCUGACAUGUUCCUCAUGAAAUUCGAUGCCCAGGGCGUGCACCAGUGGACGCGCCAGCGUGGUGGUAAGGGCUCAGAAGGAGCUUACGCCCUUCAGGCGGACGGGGUGCGACUUCGUUUUCGAAUCUUUUCCAUGGAGGAAAGGCUUUAG